CACUGGGUGAGCUGGGGCUGGGACCCAAAUGACAGAGAACAGGACGCCACCUUCAUACACGUGUUCUUCUUUUGCUUGGUCACCCUGAUGAUGGUAACUGGUGGCUACUUCAUCGCUUAUUGCCCUUCUUCACAGAUGCACGACUGGGCCAUACGAGAAGCAUACCUUGAGAUCCGGCGUCGGGAGUCCGCAGGGCUGCCGCACAUCGACCGCAAUCUGGUGCCCGAGGAUCAGGUCGAGCUGCCGUCCGAGGAAGAGCUCGGUGAUAUGGAGAUCAUCAUCUAAGAUGACAGCCCCGGGUUGUCCCUCUUGUAUUAUUGCUUCGUAGCGGAAAUAAAUAUGAUAAUUAAGA
Messenger RNA from Hyalella azteca, 352 nucleotides. It is a transcript of the gene NP15.6, whose product is annotated as NADH dehydrogenase [ubiquinone] 1 beta subcomplex subunit 11, mitochondrial. The record is from RefSeq and is a predicted model, not a curated record. Lineage: Eukaryota; Metazoa; Arthropoda; Malacostraca; Amphipoda; Hyalellidae.